This is a messenger RNA of Scedosporium apiospermum, 9090 nucleotides long. RefSeq lists its product as uncharacterized. Lineage: Eukaryota; Fungi; Ascomycota; Sordariomycetes; Microascales; Microascaceae. The transcript is spliced from 2 exons. The record is from RefSeq and is a predicted model, not a curated record. Bases 1 to 9090 code for a protein of 3029 amino acids.
AUGAGCGCCCAAGAUAAAGCCAGCAAAUGGGCCAAAUUCAAGGCACCCAACUAUGAUGGCGAGGGCUGGGGAGACGACAUCCCUAGUUCUCCGCCAAAACCAGCCGUAUCCGAGCAGCGAAGCCCACCUCCAACGACAUCGAGUCCCGUGUACAAUGUCGGCCCCGUAGCUUCCCCGCCAGCACAGACGUCUCCCACCUCACCAAAUGCCCAACAACCGACACCCUCGCCUUCCCAAUUUCCACCUCGAAAGGCGAGCUUGAGCCGACGGGACGGGAGGGAUCGCUCUGAGAAUUCUUCGCCGGCAGAGUCGGGCCACAAGCCUUGGGUCGAACAACGAUCCGCAUCGCCGCAAAACAACAAGUCACCGACGUUAGCACCGAGGGCUUCGCCUUUCAUUAGACCUGCCGAUAUAUACCGCCGAAUGGAAGAGGAGAAGGAGAAGGAGCGUCGGUCGUUGGAUUCUUCGAGACCUAGUUUGGAUAGCAACUCGCCCUCGGUCGUGGGGCGGGACACCUCCAGCGCCCCUCUCGCCAAGGCUGCAUCAACCGUGCAUCCUGCUGCUGGACCCGUAGCACCUUCAAUUCCUGUAGCACUAGCGAGGGAUGAGGUGGUCGAUAGUCCGUCAUCGCGAACGCUGCGACCAUCGCUUGAGCCGGUGACCGAAAGAAAGAGCGAAUACGGAUUUGACUCGUUCCUAAACAAGUCAGUCGCUCCUUCCCAACCCCAAGAGCCUCCUAGCUCGGCGGGCGUUGCGCCACCCAUUUCCGGUCUGCCUGCUUCGCCUAUCUCUGCAACCUCUGAGGCGUCCCGGCGAUUUUCCAGGAGUCCACAGCUUCCCGAUGUGGCGCGUAUGUCUGGCUUUGGCGAAGAUUUCUUUUCAUCUGCAUCUCUCAUGCCGAGUGCUCCAAACCCUCCCGUACCUGAAAUUUCUUCCUCGAUCGCACCUACGCAACCGCCUUUGACGGUUGAGGAGGAAGAAAAUCCUACGAAUUCGAUUGACGCUACGGCAUCCUCAGCCCAGGCGCCUUUUCAGCCGCAGCCUGCAGCCAUUGACUCGCCACCCACUUCGCCGAGCCCCAGCGCAGCUGUGCAGCCCAACCUGCCGCCAGCCAACGAAAAUCCUGCGCAGGCUGCCCCAGUGCGAUUAUCCCCCGUUUCCGAGCAAAAGUCUCCACAAUCCGUAUCCAUGAAUGGGCAUGCUGGGCUACAAAUUCCAGCUGAACCCAAGGCUAACGUAGAGGAGUAUACUAAUGUCGGCACUGGCAAGGACUCAGCAGAGCCUCCCGCAUCGACCGACUUGCCCAAACCCGUCGUCGCUACGGCUGUACCUGACGCGAUGGACAACGAGUCGCCGCCAACCAUCGACAUCACACCGACGGCUCCGCUCAAUCCCAGGGCAUCGCCGAGAACGGGUGACCAUUUCGAGCCUAUGGCGUUACCCCACCGACAAUCCACAUUCGAUACCACCGCCUCGUCUCCCGUCAAGGAGAGCGACGUCCUUCGCGAAGAAAUUAUCCAGAGCCUUAGUCCCGUUGGGGGUGCUCCUCCAUCCGAUUCCUUGCGGGUACAUCAACCAAGAGAUAGUGGAAUCCGCGAGAGCACCUACCUCCCUGCCGUCUAUGAUGACUACUGGGCGUCAACAACCGAGGACAAAGAUGACGCAGGGCUGGAGGUGGCUCCGCCGUUAGAGGCACCUGUGGUGGCACCUCUCCAGCCUAGAGCCCAAUCGCCAGAAAUUGCUCCUCCUCCAGCGCCAGAGCAGACUGGGAACCUGAGACGUCGUUUUUCGUGGGAGGCGGAACCUGCAGAUGAGCCCGCCCGACCUCAUCUUCCCGUAGAUAACUCACAGGCUCCUGCAUCACCUGCCCACCUUUCUGCGGAUGCGGCAAAGACGUCACCUGUUGCAGAGGCCACUGUUGAAACUCCGGCUGACCUCCCUGCCCAACCCGACGCUUCUCGGACUACGGACGAGGAUGCCGAUAAUAAUGAAUCCCGACCGGAUUCCCAGGGCAGCAAUACUCUUAGCCCAAGUGCCGCCGCGGCGCUUGUCGGUGCUGUAGCAGCUGGUUCACCUACGGAAGGAGAUCCUCGCCGGCUGUCUCUGGCUGCCGAAAAGGAAAUCAUACAGAUGUCGACCGAUGAGGUAGCGAACGAUCUCUCUAGCGAUCACCCCGCCUUGAAAGACCAGGCCCAGGCCCAGGCCCAGGCCCAACCCCAAUCCCAGCCUCGUCCAGAGACUGCCGCUGGUCCUUCGGCUUUGAAACUUGCUGGCUUCCGCGAGAUCAUGUCCCUGGCCACUCCUCAGGAUCGAAUCCAAAAAUUCGACGAGACACGGUCCCAGUUUGCCAGCAUGGAUCAAGGUCUUGCUGACUGGAUCCUUACUGUCCGGUCGCACCCCGACCACGCCAAUGUCUCAGCAGUAUUCCAGGCACCAACACGGAUGGCCGUUGCUUCCGGAGAGCCGGGUGCAGUCCGCGUCGCUUCGCCAACCGGCGCUGGGCCCAACCAACACGCUCAGCAACCCUACUUCCAGCAGUAUCUUAAUGCCAGCUCGUCGCAUACCGGCGCACCGGGAGGUCAUUCCCACACCGCGACCUCGGGAUCUCAUAGCCAUCACGGUAACGAUUUUAGACACUCGAGCCAACAGAUGGGUACUAAGAGCAAGGAGUUGCUUCUAGCUGCAGGAAAGGCAGGGAAGGGACUGCUUAGCAAAGGGAAGAACAAGUUCAGAGGAUCAACUGGGGAUAAGCAGAACGAGUCUUCUCCGCCCCCGCCCGCCCAACCUUAUCCCGUUAAGACCCAACACGAUAGGCGCACCUCAUGGGGCAUCAAGUUUGGCACCGGCGCCAAGGCUAGUCCUCAUCCGGAGAGGGCCGGCCAACCACCACCGCAGAACGCUGCCGCCACCGACCCGAACCAUCCGGGAGCGUCGCCCCAACAGCAGCAGCAACUGCCGCCGAUCCACCCGCCGCCGCCGGGACCUAGCUUCGCGAACCCGGACCUGGUCUCGCCCGUUUCGGAGUUUAACUCGAAGCCUUCCUCGGCGGACGGCGAUGAUGUCUUUGCCGUGCAGGCCCCGGGGCAAGGGGCCGGUGGUUCACCGAAGACGCCGCCGCCGAUGGGGAGGUCGAGGUGGGUCCCUGUUGGGCAGAGUCCGUUGGCGCAGAGGGAUAGUCCCGGGGAGGAGAGGAGGGACGAUCCUGGUGCCACGCCGACGAGGUCGAAUCUCAAUGCUAGGAAACGAGCGAGCGAUGCUCCGUCGGAGGACUGGGUUGUUGUCUCGCCUCAGCGGGAGUCUGAGCAGAAUGGGGAUGGUGGUGUUCCUGUGCGGGCUGCUGUCGAUGUUCAGGAUCAGUCUGAUGUUCCUCAGCGGCAGUCUUCGUUUAUUGGGUUGCCUCCUAUUCGGCGAUCUUCUACCUUUGGCGUUGGCAGACUUUCCUCCGAGUUUGCCGAGGAGAGUGCCGAGGCAGCUCCGGCUCAGCCCGAAAACAGGGUGGGUGAGGCACCUGCCGUUCCGCCUGUGCCGGAGGAUGAGGUCCUCGCCGCGGCCCUAGAGGGCCAGACAUUAGGGAACGAUUACAGCCGAUCCGACGAGGGAAUCUUGGACAAGGGCAAAGAGCUGGCCGAGCGGUCACCGACUCCGCAGCACGCGGUUCUCGCACAAGAUGGCGCCGUAGCUCAACCCCCUCAGCAAGUUCCCGCUCCGCCAACCCUAACGCCGCCUCUCGAGAACCGCCCCACCCUUGAGGAGUCCUCGUCCCUCGCCGUACCUGGCCCUUCGCUCUCGCGGAACCUGCCGCCUGCCAUAACUGGAAAUCCCAUCCAAUUGCUACCCCCGGGCCGUGGUCAAUGGAACUUGCAGGAGUCACACCUCUCGGAGCCGUUGAUCUCACCUUCGAGGAAGCGCCCUUCGAGCUCGGCGUCUCAGACGCCCUCGUUUGUGGGCUACGAUAAGGAGACGGGGGUCGGUGGGCCUUCUAAGGAUGAGUCGAGUGAUGAGGAUUCGGGCGAUGAGAACGCUGGUGUGGUGUUAACAAAGGAGGAGCCUGAGGAGGUUGAACAGCCGGAACCGAAACGGAAAAGUGUGCCGGAAGCCGUGGAUGUGUCAUCUGAUGUUGCUGCUUCGCGUGCCGUGCCCGCCAAUUCCGAACAGCCUACGCCCGUGGCUCCGCCAGUCGCUGUUGAACCUGCUCCCGCUCCAUCUAAUGCUGUCCCGCCGAGUACCGAGCUUGUUAAUACUGCACAACCACCGAUUGCCGCUCAGCCAACUAAUAUUAUAACACCUGCCGCCGCCGCUGUGCCUCCACCUCAGCAGCCCACCCUCACUAGGCCCCAAGGCCCCGAUCGAUUCAGUUCCACUCCUCCGAUAUCUGCGCACCGGUACCCGAACCUAUUUUUGCCGGGCCAGCCCCGCCAGGGACAACCGCAGCCGCAUAUUUACAACCAGCCUGUCCAGGUACCCGGCCAGCCUUUUAUUCAGGGCCAACCCAAUGCCUACGGACCUGGCGGUGUAGCUCUUCCUCCUGGCGCACGGCCUCCAUCUUCCGGAGGCGAAUCGAGGCGAAACUCUGGUCUCUUCAGCCAAAUCGGAGACCGUAUUACUAGAGUCACCUCGCGACCCUCAUCUCAAGUCGGACCCAAAGCGCCAGGCGAAGCAGCAGGAGACUCCGGUUCCGUGGCUAGCGUCGCGACCGGAGAGGCCGCGACGGGGCGAGAACGACGCCUCUCGAGCUUUUUCCUCAACCUUAAGGGCUCCAACACUGGCGGCUCCGGCGACGCGCCACCCCAUAGUCGGGACAGCAUGAUUGCGCAUUCGCCGUCUACCAUGGACCAGAGGAGCCCGGCUACGCCCGACAUGCCACCUCCGGAUAGGAAGCGGUUGUUCUUUAGUAGUGCUUCCAAGGCGAACAAGCCUGUUGAGCCCAGGGCGGCUCAGGGUGGUCCUGGGAAGUUCAUCCCUUCAUUUUCUAGGUCGUCUACGGCGGGGCUUGAGGGUGAGGGAGGUAGAGAUCCGAAGCAGCCGCGGUUGUCGAGCUUUGGGGGGCUGUUUAGGCGAUCUACUGGGCUGCAGGAGGGUGCACCAAGACAGCAACAGCAGCCUCAAGUAUACCAGCAGAAGCCGGGAACCCCUAACUCGAUGGCGUCAUCCGUCCCGGCUCGUCCCGGAACUGGGCCACCCGCGUCGCAGCAACAUCAUUCGCCGAGUCACUCCACGCAACUCCCUGCUACACAACCACCGCAGAGUGCCGGAGGAGGUGCCUCGGUGGGACCGCAACCUCAGGCGCGUGGUAGGAGCGGAACGACCGGAUCAUUACCACAUGCGCCUGUUGGGCCUAGCCCUCUCAGUCAGCAAGCGCGCCCUGUUGGAACUCCUGCCCCUACUCCUGUUCCUGCGCCGGGACCCACCCCUACGCACGAUGAGCGUGGCAGGAGGGUUUCUGGGGCGGGAGCUUUCUUGUCGAAUAUUUUCCAUUCGAGAUCGCCUUCUAAGCUGAAGGAGAAUAGACUCCCUAGCCCGGCGGCACCGGGUGUAUUCCCCGGUCAGCCGGGAGGACCUCCACUCGGGCAGAUGCCGUAUGGCCAGUUUGGACCUGGGCCUGGGCAAGUCCCGCCAGGAUAUCGGGGGCCGAUCCAGGGGCAGCAAGGUGGGCCGUUUAUGCAGGGAGCUGUUGGCGUACCUGGGAGUGUUCCUCCUGGCUUUAUGCAACAGCGGCCCGGGCUUCAACCGGGCCAGCCUGCUCCUGGACAGCGGGUUGGGCCACCUGUGAACCAGCAGGGCCCUCCUGGGUUCCAACAGCUGCAGCCGCAGCAGCUAGGACAGCAGGCAGGACAGGCGCCUUUCCUGCAGCAAGGACCUGCGCCCGUGCCUCAACAGGGACCAACUCAACAGAGCUCUGUUAUUGCUCCGGGAGUAGUCCGUCAACAGAGCCCGGUCAACCAGCAGGGACCUGUCGCCCUUCCUGGGCAGCAACAAGAACGCGCGGCUCCACAAAAUCCCAUCAACCAACAAGGACAGGUUCUACCCCCGAUUCUUCCUGGUCCGGCUGGCGCGCCGGGCCAGAUGCAGGACUGGAGACCCGUUGCUGUUCAGCAGGGACAAGAACAGGCUGCCCCAGAGCAGAAGUCGUUACAGGCUGAAGUCCAAGGUAGACCUGCAGAACCAGUCAACAGAGAUGCCAAUCAGGAGCUCGUUACUGCUCGUAAAGAAGUGACUGGUGUAGAUGGGAACGUGUCUGCUCCUCUGAUUGUUGCGCCAACUGCUGAGGUUCGGGAGAGGAGUCCUGAGGUUGCCGCACCUCAGCAAGGAGCGUCUCAACCGGCCAGCGCCAGUCAAGAGAUCAACCCGCCAUUCCAAGGAACUGUGACAGUUACUACUCCUCUCGCAUCUCCAGUCCCUCAUUCUACCAAGGAGCAGCGACCUGCCUUCGUCGCGGCCGCCGCCGAGUCAUCUGGAGUCUCGUCGCCUACUCCAUCGGUACCGACUCCGACUCAGCAGCAUGCCACUGAGUCCACUCGCAGCUCCCAAGUCCAAGUUCAGAACCAACCGGCAUCCAGCGGCGUCUCCAUCACUUCCGUCCCUGGCAAGCCUCAAAGCCCUCCCCCCGCGUCCUUCGAGCAGCACCAGCCAUCCGAUUUGCUAGGUGUCAGGAAGACGGCAUCUCCCGUCGCGAGCCAGAGUCAAUCUUCCGCUUCAGGAGCAGAUGCCGCUACCGUGAGUCCGCCGCAGGUGCCGACUCAUUCGGUUUCGCCGUCGCAGACGCCUGUGUCGCAGGUUUCGCCUUUGGUUAGCCAGGGUGGGUUCGUGGCGGGGCAGACGCCGCCGCUUGGACAAGGUGUGCAGCAGGGGAGGACUACUACUCCUCAGGGACAACCGGUUGGUCUCGCUCAGCAAGCUCCUCCUCAGGGCCAGGGAGUUGUCCAAGGACAACAGGUUACGCCGCAAGGUCCAACAAUCCGGCCUGUCCAGCCGGUCCAGCCGGUCCAGGCGACGCCUCAGGGCCAGCGAAUGCCGCAGGUCCAGCCUUCCCCUCAAGGUCAGCCAAUUCAGUCUCUUCAUCAACCGGUGCAACCUGGCCAGCAAUUCUAUGGACAGCCGAUUCCCGGACAGUGGAGGCCUGGACCUGGCCAGCCUCUACCAGGCAGCGCGCAAUACCCGGGUCCGCCGGCACCUUGGGCUGUUAAUCGCACGUCUACGCAGACGUCCACUGCCUCUGCUCCCCAGCAAGGAGCUAGUGUUCCCCCUCAGUUUAGGCCCGGACAGCCGCCUUUCGUCCACCAGCAGACUGCGCCGCCUGAAGGAGGCUCGAAGUGGUAUAGACCCAGCGCGAGUCCCCAGCAGGCACAGCUAGCUCCUGCGCCGGGCGCCAAGCCGGAGAGAUCGUCUAUGAAGUCGUUCUUGAGCGCGUUUAAGAGGUCGUCUAAGAACCCUGAGCCGCGGCCGCAGCAGCAGGUACCUCAGGGAUUCCCACAUGGUCAGCAUCCUGGGCAGGCGGGGCAGCAGUUCGUGUAUGGACAGCCUAUCCCCGGUCAACCUGUGCCCGCACAGUUUGCUCGCCAACCUGCUGGGACUUCGGGUCCUGUUCAAGUAGGCCCAGGACAGAUGUAUCCUCCUGGGUUCGUACCGCAGCCUGGCAUGUAUGGACGGCCAGUUCCUGGGAUGCAGUAUGGGGUGAUGCCUCAGGGACCGCCGCCGCCGCAGCAGCAGCAGCAGUUGCUUGCUCCCGGACAGCAACAGCGUACUGUGUCUGGCGGUGUCAUGACGUUACCAUCCCAGCAACAACAACAGCAGCCGCACCCUGGUAUGUACGGGGCACCACCACAGGCGGGCCAACAACACCCUGUGCAGCAGGCACCUCCUACUUCGGGGCCGUCGCCACCGGCACAAAGCGCGGACAGGUCUCCUCCGCCUCAGGGACAAUACCAGCUGCUAUAUAGGCUGAGCAUGGGGUCUACCUCCGCUCUGGGAUCGCCGGCCACGAGUGCGCCUUCUCGACAGACUUCUAUCCAGUCGGGCCAUAAUCAGGUUCAAGUGCAGUCCCAGCCACAGCCACAGCCGCAGUCUGCUGGUCCCUACCCAAGAUCGCCAAGUCAACAAAGCGAGGUUCAUCCCGCUUUGAGGGAGGGUGGAGCGAUGGUAUCGCCGCCUCCCCAGCAACAACAACAUCAACAACAGGGAAUUGCCCCACCGGCCUCCUCGUCGCCUGCCAACGGGGGUGUUAGCGGUGUGGUGCAGCCAACCAUCCCACCGCAGGUGGUCACUCCUUCUGCUCUCGUUUCUCCCGGUGGCCCUCCCGCGGUUAGUGUGGCACCCACGACGGUGGUAACCGACAUUAACAAACCUCUGCCUCUGCCGCUUCCGAACCUCCACCUUGCGCCAGAGCGUCCAGUCAGCGGAGUCAGCCAAGUUUCAACAGACAGUCCGAGGUCGCAGUCGCCGUCACAGCAGCAACAGCGGGGCGGCGAGUCAAAGACGGCUCCUCUCGGCGGUCACAGCAGGAACGUGUCGCAGAUGACGACGAACGAGGAGAGCGCUGUGUCGGAGGACACGACAAGCGCUAAUCCUGCUACCCCGAUCGAUGGAGCUAACAGGACGAAGCAGCUUACUGUCGAUACGGCAGCUGCUGUUGUCACGAAUCGGUUCUCGCAGGAGGAUUUGUACAAUGCUACGCCUAGAAAGUUACCUGAUGGCUCGGCUACUGAAGAGAAGAAAGUUGAGCCGCCAACGGUGGCGGUGCUUGCCGAGGAAACGCAAGAUACGACCCAAGCUACGCAGGCCACCGAUACCACUCAAGCUACUACGUCUACUACCGAUGGCCAGGCCUUAGUCACGCAAGCCACGGACGUGACUGAGGCAGAGGAGCAAGAAGACGAGGACCCGGCUCUUAAGGAGUGGAAGGCUGCGCAGGAGGAGAAGAGGCAGAAGAUGCUCAUGGAGGCGCAGCAGGAGAAGAUUCUGGUGGAGGGCCAGGAGGGAUUGCCCGGUGGUGACGUGGAUGAGGACGUGCCGCAGAUGAGUGCGACGAGUUAUCCAGGGCAGGAGUGGAAUCCUUAUGCGAUGGGCUAUGAGUUUUAUUAUAGCCGGGAGUGA